AGGCUCGGCAAAGCUGAGGACGGAGCUCCAGCCCAGCUGCAUCCAUCCUUCCUUCCCUGUGUAGGUGUCCUUGCACUGUAGGUGUGUGUGUGUGUGUGUGUUUGUGUGUGUGAGAGAGAGAGAAGGUGGAGGGAAUCGGCUCGCCCUCAAGGGGAGCACCAUGACAUGCUCCUCCUGCUUGCCUUCCCAGCCUCUGAGGUCCGAGAGGGGGAAAAAAAACGCAUAGACACGCAUCUUGGAUCCAAGCUCUCACCCAGCCGAGCCUGAUGUAGCAGAGAGGACACACAUGCCGUGGAUUUAUUUGCGGGGGAUUGAAUGGCAGGGUAUGUGAAAGUGGAGAGUGCACAGUAGCAGCCAGUUCCCCGCUGCAGCACGGACGGUAUCUCCUUCAUUUCCCCAACGCGUGCGGGUCAGUUUCCUUCGCUCGGACUUGUCACUUUCAAUACCGACGGGCCAACUUCGGAAAUGUUCAGAAUAGAAGCGGUCCAGUAUCUUCCUGGUCCGGAUUCCUGGACCACGAACUGACAAGCUACCUGUGCAUUCCUUUGAUUUCGCUGUCCCUCGGACUGUGUGUUAUUGUUUCACCGGUUUGAACAACCUCAGUUUGACCGGCGGAGAAUGCCGUUGUGCGAGAGACAAAUCUCCGCCGCGGGCUUUUACCACCUGUAGAUAAAACCCACCGGUUGGAAUUGUUUGGUUUGAGUUCGUUGACUGCGAUUUUCUGGUUAACGGACACCGACAUCAGGAAGAUGGGGAGAUUUCCGAAUUGAGAAGUGUGUGCCCAAAGCCAAAGAUUUUAACAGACCCGCGAUUUUCAUCAGUUGGUGUGCACCCCUUCCUUGAAACUCCGAAUAUUAUCAACUGCAAAAAACUGACAGAUUGCCACCCAGGCUGCCAGUAAAACGCAGGCUUUACUCCGUGUGCCCGCACUGCUGGUUUGAUGGCUUCCCUUCGCAGAGUGAAAGGGCUGCUGAUUCUCAAUCUUGUGGCUGUGGUCGGCUUCUUGCUGUUCCUGGCGAGGUGCAGGGUCCCUCUCAAGGGGCGGGAUUUGGUACACGCGGCGCAGACCAGAGCCGAGUCCAACAACCUGACAUCCCGAGGAUCGCCUCCCAUCCAACAGGCAGUGCUGAAGAGACUCUCGCUGCUGGAGGACAUCGUCUACCGCCAACUUAAUGGCUUGUCAAAAUCACUUGGGCUCAUUGAAGGCUUUGGUGGACGAGGGCAGGGAGGAUUGCCUGCUACUCUCACUUCUGAAGAAGAAAGAGAAGCUGCAGGAGCAUAUGAAAAGUAUGGAUACAAUACUUAUCUGAGUAACAAGAUUUCACUGGAUCGAUCCAUCCCUGACUAUCGACCGAAUAGAUGCAAAGAAUUGAGCUACCCCAAGAACCUGCCACAGAUUUCCCUCAUUUUCAUCUUUGUGAAUGAAGCUCUGUCCGUCAUCCUCCGCUCUGUGCAUAGUGCAGUGAAUCACACGCCAGCCCAUCUACUGAAAGAGAUUAUCCUUGUGGAUGACAACAGCGAUGAUGAAGAACUAAAGGCCCCAUUGGAAGAAUAUGUCCACAAGCGCUACCCUGGUCUAGUGAAGGUGGUGAGGAAUGAAAAACGUGAAGGCCUGAUCCGAGCCCGUGUCCAGGGAUGGAAAGCUGCAACAGCAUUAAUCACAGGGUUCUUUGAUGCUCAUGUGGAGUUUAGUGCAGGGUGGGUUGAGCCAGUCCUGACCAGAAUUAAAGAUGACAGAAAGCGAAUUAUUCUUCCCUCCAUUGACAACAUCAAGCACAAAACCUUUGAGGUCCAGCGUUAUGAGAACUGUGCCCAUGGUUACACCUGGGAGCUCUGGUGCAUGUACAUUAGCCCUCCCAAAGAAUGGUGGGAUACAGCAGACCCUACGUUGCCAAUCAGGACUCCUGCCAUGAUUGGAUGCUCAUUUGUGGUGAAUAGAUUGUUUUUUGGUGAAAUUGGCCUGUUGGAUCCUGGAAUGGAUGUUUAUGGCGGAGAAAACAUUGAACUGGGGAUUAAGGUCUGGCUGUGUGGUGGAAGUAUGGAAGUGCUCCCUUGCUCUAGGGUGGCUCACAUAGAGCGCAUGAAAAAACCGUACAACAAUGACAUUGGGUUCUACACAAAGAGAAAUUCACUCCGGGUAGCUGAAGUAUGGAUGGAUGAUUACAAAUCCCAUGUCUAUAUUGCAUGGAAUAUCCCCAUGGAUAAUCCAGGGAUCGAUAUUGGUGAUAUUUCUGAAAGAGUAGCAUUGAGAAAGCAUCUCAAGUGCAAGAAUUUCCAGUGGUAUCUGGACAAUGUGUAUCCUGAGAUGAGAAGAUAUAAUAAUACAGUGGCCUAUGGUGAGGUUCAUAACAACAAAGCAAAAGAUUUUUGCUUAGAUCAGGGUCCACCCGAAAAUCACACAGCUAUAUUGUAUCCAUGUCAUGGGAUGUCUCCUCAGCUUGUGAGAUAUACGACGGAUAGAUACCUGUACCUCGGAUCCCUGGGGUCUACUGUGCUGCUGCCAGAUACACGCUGCCUGGUGGACAAUAAGAAAAGCCGAUUUCCUCAGCUUCUAGAUUGUGAAAAAGUGAAAAAUGUCUACCAGAAGUCCUGGCGUUUUGUGCAGAAUGGAUCAAUCCUAAACCUGGAAACUGGCCGUUGUUUGGAGGUGGAAAAUAGCAAAAAAACUGACUUUGGAAUGGAGCUGAUUUUACAGCAAUGCUCAGGACAAAAAUGGACAAUUAAAAAUGUCUUAAAGCAAACAAUCUAGUCAUGAACCAGGAUGAUCCAAAGGAAGCUGGAUUUCUUUGGACUGCAAUAGACUAGUAACUUUAAAAUAUUGUUGUUAUAGACUUGGAUAUGGGAACAGCCUCAAGUCUCCAACAUCAUUCGGGUAAUUAUUGCAAAUCCAAAAUGGAUUAUGUCUUCAGGCCAGGAUUUUUAUUUUAUUUUUAUUUUGUGAUUUUAAAAAAAGAUACAAUUUUAUUGAACGUUAUAUAUUAUCAAGUGAUAAAGGUCAGUUCGAAAAAAUCUGUACAAUAAAUUAAAAUAUUCUGUGUUUAAAAAUUGAAAGAACACACUGUAAGGUGCUUUGGUCAAAGCUAACCAUUGAUAUAUGGAGCUAAAUGAAACAAGCACUGCUAUUACUUCUCGACAAUCAUUUGCCGUUUUUGUUUCAUUUUGGGUUUCAUGCUGAUUCUCAGCCUUUGAAGGUUGUGUGCUCUGAGCUUGACCGUUGUCAUCCCGAUGUGCAUGAAUCCAUAAGUGCUAAACUGCCUUCGCAUUGACGCUAUUUAGUCAUCAAGUACUCGUACAAUAUACAUCAAGUAGAAAUGCCAUAAGGAGUAUUGAAUGGAAAUACAGCAUUGAUGCAUUACAAGUUGAUCUGUACUUGGGGUUACAAUACUUUGCUGGAUCAAUGCAAGGGUGGAGAGUCCUGCACUGUAUCCGGCUGUGCUAAACCUGCUCUCAAAUUUCUCAAUGUUUUACAGUACCACUAUUUCUCACCUUGAUAAACACAUAUGGACUUAAAACCAAACAAAUAAUAAAACCUGUCAAAUUUCAUCAUUGGAUACCAUGGAUCCUCUUAUUACUAGAAUCACUUUGCAAAGGGGAAAAAGGUAAGGAUGGAAAAAUAAAUAGAGUUGAAAUGGAAUCCUGUGUGGUAUAGAUCAGAAGGGACAUUGCAUACAAUAGGAUGGACUAAGUCAGCAGCAAACUAGGGCUUGAUACAAAUUUCUAAAUAGCAUUGUCAGGCAUUUCCUUGUAUCAAUAUUGCAUUUACUGUCUGUGUGUUGUAAAAGUGAAAUAAA
Carcharodon carcharias (great white shark) is the source of this 3791-nucleotide messenger RNA. It is a transcript of the gene galnt17, whose product is annotated as polypeptide N-acetylgalactosaminyltransferase 17. Bases 941 to 2749 code for a protein of 602 amino acids. The transcript is spliced from 11 exons. NCBI's taxonomy places the organism in Eukaryota, Metazoa, Chordata, Chondrichthyes, Lamniformes, Lamnidae. Gene Ontology annotation, cellular component: Golgi apparatus. The record is from RefSeq and is a predicted model, not a curated record.